CCAAGGUGCCUGGAGCCAAGCCGCUCCUGAGCGCCACCACUACGGCCGCUACCACUCUUACUGCCGCUACCGCCGCCGCUACUGCCUCAUCCCGUCGCCACUGUGGGGGGCUCCCCAGCAGGACUGCCGCCGGAGAAUGAGGGGUUAAAAGCGCUACCAAACACCUGCCACACGGGGAGAGGUCUCAGACCGGUUGUUAAAAUGAGAAGAGUUGAAGUUCCCUGAGCGUCCCACAUCAGCGUGGUCGCGAGCCAGUCUGGACGGCGCCAGAGUGAACGUCUCAGCACCGCCAGCUUCAUCACCUCUCCUCUACCGUAGAGCCAGCAACUUCCCCGCUCUUUACGCGUGAAUUUACAAACCUCUGGGGAUAUUUUGGUGUGAUCGAGGGCUUCCGCGAGUGUGUCCCUGCGUGUAGGGUGCGACAGGGACGUCCCCCCGGAAGACAGGGGUGCGACAGACACACACGUGUUCACUAGACCACUGAGGAUAUGCACCAGCAUCUACACUAGGAUUCCCCUUACCAGAUACUCUUGAAGGCGGACAAAUCGCAGGACUUCGAAGUACUUUGAAGUCUUCUUCGACAUGUACUGAGAGAGUGAGAGUCGAAGUUCAUUUCCCUCCUGCGCCUUCCUCAACCACUCCACCUUCGGAAGCUGCCCCUCGCCGACUCGUACACAGCAUCGUAUGUUGUUUGCGAUUUUUAGAGAAACCAAUAGGGCAUAGAACUUCCAAAGAAUGAUAAUGACUUCGAUAUGCCCUCAGCAACUGUGGCAGGAACAGAGGGAAGGUUUUAGUAACUGGUCGAAGGCUCUAGCUUCGAGAAUUACACCAACAGCCUCGCGAGAUCAGCUACAGGCACCAACAAAGGUGUCGCAAGACUCGCUAGAAGAACCAGCAAAAGUGUCGCAAGAUCCAGUAGAAGCUGAGGCGACGCCGCAGGUCGCAUCUCAGGUCAAAGUACAAUCCAUGUUGCCGCAGGUUAGGGUUACACCCCAGCCAAAGCCAAGGGCUGACGGGACACUGAUGUGGCUGGCGUCUGUCAGCCUGCUGACCCUCGCCUGCAUCCUAGGCUUCGCUGACGCCGCCGAUGGGGCGGAGGAACCCCUGCCACACUUCCUGGAGCCCAUCCCCAACAAGACUGUGGUGGUGGGGAGAGACGUCAUCCUACCAUGCUCUGUUGACAACUUGAAGGGAUUCAAGGUGGCCUGGAUCUUCGUAGAGACACAAACUAUCCUGACCAUCCAUCACACCAUCAUCACUAAGAACCCGCGCUUCACCCUGGCCAGGAACGACCACAAGCACUGGUACCUGAAGAUCUCUGACGUACGACCCAGCGACCGAGGCAUGUACAUGUGCCAGGUCAAUUCAGAUCCUAUGAUGAGCCAAACUGGCUUCCUUGAUGUACAGGUUCCACCGGAUAUCAUUGACGAGGAGAGCAGUUCGGAGGUGGUGGUGAAGGAGGGGCAAGACGUCACUUUGGAGUGUCGGGCGAGAGGUUCUCCCAAGCCAGUCAUCUCGUGGAAGAGGGAAGAUGGCAGCAGAAUCGACGUAAACAACGGUAUCAACCUGAAGGUGACGGACUCAGAGGUACUGCACAUCCCUACAGUGUCUCGGCUCCACAUGGGAGCAUAUCUCUGCAUAGCUUCCAACGAUGUUCCUCCUUCUGUCUCCAAGCGUAUCACCCUCAAGGUCCAAUGUAAGUAGAGAGAGAUGGAUGGAGGGGGAGGGAGGGAGAGGG
This is a messenger RNA of Cherax quadricarinatus, 1738 nucleotides long. NCBI's taxonomy places the organism in Eukaryota, Metazoa, Arthropoda, Malacostraca, Decapoda, Parastacidae. The record is from RefSeq and is a predicted model, not a curated record.